UUUACAUUGGUUGCUACGACAUUCAAUUGAAUUUCACAAUCCUUUGAAUCUUAUUGAAUUUGUGUAACGUUUCAUUUGAAGCAAUUGUUUUUUUUCGUUGUCGAAAUUAAAGAAAAAGUAUUGUUACAUUUUUAUUGUGAAGAAAGUUGAAAAUAUUCAACAAUGUCUGAAGAAUUACCUUACAAAACUGAAUAUGCAAAGUCUGGCCGAGCCGGUUGCAAAGGAUGCAAAAUGAACAUCGCACAAGGAACACUCAGAUUGGCUGUCAUGGUCCAGUCGGCAUUUCACGAUGGAAAACAACCAAACUGGUUUCAUCAGGCGUGUUUCUUUAAGAAACAUCAUCCCGCAAGUGAAGCGCUCAUCGAUGGAUUUCCGAAACUACGCGUUGAAGAUCAAAAAGACAUUAGAGAGAACUGUGGUGGUGCAACCGCAGUCAUCCCAACGUCAAAGAAGGGCAAGAAACGGUCAGCCGAAGAUGGUGAAUCUUCAUCAAAAGGAAUGGCUAUGUUGAUCAAAGAUUUUGGCAUUGAGUACGCCAAAUCUGGGCGUGCAGCGUGCGCUGGUUGUCAAUUGAAAAUUGUCAAAGAUGAAGUACGCAUCAAGAAAGUACUUCAUGACACUGAAAUCGGCAUGAAAUUCGGCGGACAAGCAAGUUGGCACCAUGUCGAAUGUUUUGCACAAUUACGUUCUGAGCUAGGUUGGUUUGAAUCAGCUGAAAAGUUGCCGGGUUACAAAAGUUUGAACAAAGAUGACAAAGCAAAUGUCAAAAAACACAUUCCAGCAAUCAAACAAGACAUCGACGAACCAUCGGUGAAGAAGGUAAAAGUCGAUGAAGUUGACAGUGCACUUGAAGCAAAAAUUGAAAAACAGAACAAGGAAUACUACAAACUUCGCGACAAACUCGAAGGUCAAACAAAAAAGGCAGUGCAAAUUGCCAUUUUGGAAGCAAAUCACCAAGCCAUCCCCGAGGGAAAUUCAGAAGUUUUGGACCAUUGUACGGACGUCAUUUUCUUUGGUGCUCUAAAACCAUGCACGAAAUGUAAGAACGGAAAUUUCAUCUUUGGAAACUCGUCGUAUUUAUGCAAUGGAAACUUGUCCGAAUGGGCAAAAUGUGACAAUGAACAAAAAGAGCCUGAACGUGUACCGGUAAAAAUACCUCAAUACAUCAAAGACGAAUACUCGUUCUUGACAACAAAAUUCAAGGUGAGAGCGCGCGCAGUGCGAGAGGUGCCAGCGUUUCUACAGGCAAAACUCAAAGUUAAAAAAGAAGAAGCCGAUGAAAUUGAUGCGCCACGUGUUCAUCGUGAAAAGCCGCCGUUGUAUAACAUGGAAUUUGUUAUCGUUGGAAAAACUGAAAAGUCGAAAGAUGACAUCAAAAAAAUGAUUCAGAAACUUGGCGGCAAGUUGGGCACCAAAAUACACGAUAAGGUUGCUGCGAUUAUAUCAACCGAAAAAGAGGUUGAACGAUUGGGAAGUCGAAUGCAAGAAGCAAAAGAUCUCGGAAUACAGGUGGUUCCUGAGAGUUUCUUGGACGAUGCAAAAGCUGGCAAUGCUGUUUCUUUCAUCAUAAGUCAAAGUUUGUGCGAUUGGGGAACUGAUCCACACGUUCGCAUCCCCCAAGAUGAACUAAAGUCGAAGUCAAAAAGCAUUUACACGAAAUCCGUGCCAAAAUCACAAAAGUUGAAAUUGAAAAAUGGAACUGCCGUUGACCCUGAUUCCGGACUUGAGGACUGUGCUCAUGUUUACUGCGAAGGAAAGAUAAAGUAUUACGCAAUUCUUUGCAACGUUGACAUUCAAAAGGACAAAAAUUCGUACUACAAAGUUCAGUUGCUGGAAUCUGAUGAUCAUCGAAAAUACUGGGUUUUCCGUUCGUGGGGACGCAUCUCGACGACUAUUGGCUCCAAUAAAUUGGAAUCAUAUUCAUCGUUGGAGGAAGCACGAGAAGCGUUUGAGAGCAUUUAUGAAGAAAGAACUGGAAACUACUUUGGCGAAAAGAAAUUCGUCAAAUAUCCGGGGAAAUAUUACAAAAUGGACAUUGACUACGGCGAGGAAGAAGAAGUGCGCAAACUGGCCGAGUCCAAUGUCAAAUCCAAUUUGGCUACUCCAGUUCAGGAUCUAAUAAAGUUGCUCUUCGAUGUAAACAUGAUGAAACAAAUGAUGUUGGAAUUUGAUCUCGAUACUGAAAAAAUGCCGCUCGGCAAGCUCAGCUCCUCGCAAAUUCGUGCUGCAAUGCGUGUAUUGCAGGAAAUAUCUGAACUCAUUCAAAACAAUGGAUCACCGGGACAAUUUAUCGAAGCAUCAAAUCGUUUCUAUACGAUGAUUCCACAUGAUUUUGGCGUUCGUCGGCCACCAGUAAUCGAUACCAAUGAACAGGUCAACACAAAAUCCGAGAUGUUGGAAACUUUGCUUGAAAUGGAGCUUGCUUACGGUUUGUUGAAUGAAGAAACCGACGUCAAGAAGAAUCCACUUGAUGCACACUAUGAGCAAUUGAAGGCCGAAAUCGUUCCGCUUGAAAAAUCAACCGAAGAAUACGAUUUGUUGGUGAAUUAUGUGGUGAAUACACAUGCACCAACUCACACAAACUACGCACUUGAGGUUGAAGACAUAUUCAAAGUGGUACGCAAAGGUGAAGAACGACGAUUCAAACCGUUCAAGAAGCUCCACAAUCGUCAAUUGCUAUGGCACGGAUCUCGGCUUACAAACUUUGUUGGUAUUUUGAACCAUGGACUGAAAAUUGCACCUCCAGAGGCACCAGCCACCGGAUACAUGUUCGGAAAAGGUAUCUAUUUUGCCGAUAUGGUAACCAAAUCUGCCAACUAUUGUGCUACAACACAUUCGAAUAACACGGGCUGCAUGCUCUUAUGUGACGUCGCAUUGGGAAAUACAAUGGAACUGAAAAAGGCAGAAUACAUUCGCCAGUUGCCAAACGAUAAACACUCAGUAAAGGGUUUGGGCAAAACCUAUCCUGAUCCAAACGAGGCUUGCAAACAUGGUGAUGUGAUCGUACCAAAAGGAAAGCCAAUCGAAGACACUAAGAUCAAGUCCGAUUUGCUGUACAACGAGUAUAUUGUUUAUGAUGUUGCACAGGUCAACAUCAAGUAUCUCUUCAAGCUCAAAUUCCAUUAUCGGCGUUAAACAAUCACGUCACAUUCUUUGAUUCGUCUUUUACCACAAAUAUGACAUACGCAAUUUUUUGAAUUUCCAUUGAACAAGUCAAUAUUUCACUUCAAAUAAUUCGUAUACGACUUUAUAUGUUUUUUUCGUUUCAUUUAUUAUAUUAAACGUUGAUGAUUUAUGACAUUCAGAUAAAUAAAA
Contarinia nasturtii (swede midge) is the source of this 3315-nucleotide messenger RNA. RefSeq names its product poly [ADP-ribose] polymerase (gene Parp1). The transcript is spliced from 15 exons. Bases 163 to 3135 code for a protein of 990 amino acids. Gene Ontology annotation, cellular component: nucleus. NCBI's taxonomy places the organism in Eukaryota, Metazoa, Arthropoda, Insecta, Diptera, Cecidomyiidae. The record is from RefSeq and is a predicted model, not a curated record. Gene Ontology annotation, molecular function: NAD binding; DNA binding; zinc ion binding.